AUGUGGACACGUCAGCUGACCAGCGUGACCAAGAUUGCACGCAGCAAAACGAGUAUCACGUGGUGGAAACGCACGUCGUCGACGUCGCUUGAUGUUCGGUCGGACAAAGUGAAAAGGCCUCAGAAUUUUCAGCUUGUGAUCGUGGGUACGGGCUGGGCCGGUUACAAAAUGUUCACCCAAUGCCGCAAACAUCUCGUAGAAAUUGAGGAGAAUAUCGGUCGACCCGUGGAUCUUGUCGUCGUCUCGAAGCGCAAUCACUUCCUGUACACGCCAUUGCUCGCUAGUACGACGGUGGGAACACUGGAGUUCCGAUCUAUCAUGGAGCCGCUACGUGACAAUAUGCUCAGCCACGAAGACGACUUUCACCUCGCCAACGUGCGCGACAUUGACCCGGAGCAUAAAGUCCUGAAUGUCGAGUCGGCUAUCAACACCGGGAGUCACAACCGCAAGUAUAACAUCCAGUACGAUGCCCUAGUGCUGGCUUGUGGCUCAAAGCCACUAACGUUUGGAUUGCCUGGCGUAGAGGAGCAUGCCUUUUUUCUCAAAGAGAUCCACCACGCGCAGAAAAUCCGCAAUCGGAUUCUUGAAAACUUUGAGCUCGCUACGCAGCCAGGCGUGACACCGGAGGAAAAGCAGCGUCUGCUGCAUUUUGUCGUGGUUGGAGGCGGCCCGACGGGCAUCGAAUUCUGCGCAGAGCUGUAUGAUUUGGUGAUGCAGGACCUGGUACAUAAGUACCCAGAGACGUCCAAGCACCUAGGUGUGACAUUGGUGGACUCGAAUGAGAUUUUGAGCGGAUUCGACAAAUACUUGCGUACUGUGGCGCUGCGCAAGAUUCAGAAACGUAACACGAUGAAAAUUGUCAAGAAGAACUGCAUUGAAGUCACAACGAACGGUGUUACGCUUGACAGUGGCGAGAAGAUUCCAGCUGGUCUCGUCGUGUGGACUGCUGGAGUGGGACCAAACGAGCUUACCAAGUCUCUCACCGUGUUUGAGAAGAGUAAGCGUGGCAACAUCCUGACUAAUCAGUACUGCCAGGUGUUGGGGGCCGCAGAGAAGGCACAGUCUCAGGCAACUUACCUUACUUUGUUGCUCCGUGGCAAGAAUCCGACGCCUGCGAAGCCGUAUACUUUCCAGAGCAAGGGCAUGAUGGCAUACUUAGGUUCUUAUGAGGGCCUUUUUGAGGCCCACCCCAGUAACGACGGCCGAAUAACACUUACUGGCUGGAAAGCCUGGUUUCUGUGGCGCAGUGCGUAUUUAACCAAGCUGGGAAGCUGGCGACUCCGUCUACAGGUGCCACUAGACUGGCUUAAGGCAGUCCUCGUGGGUCGUGACGUGUCUAAGUUUUAG
Molecule: messenger RNA, 1347 nt
Organism: Peronospora belbahrii
Lineage: Eukaryota; Oomycota; Peronosporomycetes; Peronosporales; Peronosporaceae
Source: the annotation of a GenBank genome assembly